AUGGCAUAUUUGAGUAAUAUAUCCCAAGCGGUCUUGAUAAAGCCUACAAGGUUUAUUCAAACCAGAAAUAUAUCUUUUCUCAAGAAAUUGUUGCUGUUGGAUAGCGGUAAGACGGAUAUAUCAGAGACUCCGAUUUAUAAUUGGGAUGAAUCGCCAUAUGAGGAUAUUCGUACUCGUGCAGCAUUCAUAAGAACUAGAGCGUUAUGUCCGGUAACAAAGAAAUCAGUAAACUUUGUUUGCCCGUACUCGGGAAUCCCAACACAUUAUUCAGAGGAAGCAUGGAAAGCUGAUGAAGAAUAUCAUUCGAAAAAGAAAUACGAGUUAUUGAGAAAAGUCAAUCUUUAUGAACACGAUUUAAGAUCAGGACGUAAGUUUGAUGAGUUUGUAUUCCCUGGUGAGCAAGAGAGAGACUUUACUAUAAAUAUGUCAUCGUGGGAUUCGUUUUUCUAUACCAGAGACUUCAACCCAAUGAAUACCGAAUUCAAUUUGGCUGCGGCUUCUAAGGUAUUGACGUAUCCUAUUACCAUCGGUUCUGUAUUGCACAAACUCGCGCCAUAUAGCAUGCAACCAAAAGGGACUAUAACAUUAGAAGGGUUGAGAUCUCUUUCGGCGUUACAUUACACUUUAUACCCACCAUAUUCCAAGACUACAGAAACAGCCGUUAGUUUUAAGGAAAGACCAAUGAGGAUAUUCAUUCUUGGAGCCAAGAUGGAAGCUAUGCUUCCAGGCUAUGUUUGGAAACAAUUUGGUUACUUAUUCCCUGAAACGAAGUUUGAAAUACAUUUCAUUGGUCCUGAAUGCUACUUUGAUCCACAAACAAAGAGCUUUACAUCUACCGAAGAACCUCACGGACGUGCUUUAGUUAACAGAUAUGACGAACAAAUAACCUUGCAUUAUCACACAUUAUAUUUCCAUGAAUUAUAUGAUUUCGGUGAUUUAUUCCCAUUUGAUCCAUAUUUGGAUGUGUUUUUCUUAUUCCACCCUGGUUUUAGAACAGCGAAUGAAAUCCAUUGGGAUAAGUCUUUGAAGGGCUUAUUGGAAUCAAAAUGUGCCGUUUAUGUCACUGGUUAUCAUGCUGAAGAUGCGGCAAGAGAACGUGAAUGGUUAAGCUCUCAUAAAUUAGCUGAUGAGAUGGAUAUUUUAAUGAAUCAAACCGAAAACGUCUUUGGAUCUACUAAACUUGAUUUAGUUGACUCGAAUCCAACUGAGACUUUCCAAGCAAAUAAAGAAAUGUUCGCAUUUAGAGGUAAGAGAUAUCAUGCUAUCAAGAAGUAA
Molecule: messenger RNA, 1275 nt
Organism: Debaryomyces tyrocola
Lineage: Eukaryota; Fungi; Ascomycota; Pichiomycetes; Serinales; Debaryomycetaceae
Source: the annotation of a GenBank genome assembly